AUGAUUUCUAAAUCUUUUGUACUAGGUAAUUUAUUAUCUUCAUGCAUAAAGAUAAUAAAUUCGAUCAUUUUGGUCGGACUCUAUUAUGGAUUUCUGACUACAUUCUCCAUAGGGCCCUUUUAUCUCUUCCUUCUUCAAGCUCGGGCUAUGGAAGGAGGAACUGAGGAGGAGGUAGCAGCAACAACUAGUUUUAUUAUGGGACAGCUCUUGAUGUUCAUAUCGAUGUAUUAUGCGCCUCUGCAUCUAGCAUUGGGGAGACCUCAUACAAUAACUGUCCUAAUUCUACCCUAUCUUUUGUUUCAUUUCUUCUGGAACAAUCACAAAAACUUUUUUUAUUAUGGGUCUACUACCGGAAAUUCAAUGCAUAAUCUCAGCAUUCAAUGUAUAUUUCUGAAUAAUCUAAUUUUUCAAUUAUUCAACCAUUUUAUUUUACCAAGUUCAAUGUUAGCCAGAUUAGUCAACAUUUAUCCGUUUCGAUGCAACAACAAGAUGUUAUUUGUAACAAGUAGUUUUAUUGGUUGGUUAAUUGGUUAUAUUUUCUUCAUGAAAUGGGUCAGAUUGAUAUUAUUCUGGAUACGUCAAAAUGUUUCUGACGACAUGAGAGCCAUUGAUCCACAGAAAUCAACCUCCCCCUCACAAUCGUUGUUGCUGCUAGAACAAAGUACACCCCGGCAGAUCCCCUUGCUGAAAUCUUCCCCUCAGCGCACAACGCUUGGCUGGAAACUCUUCCUCGCAGCCGUGAUUUCUAAUCCACAGCAGGGCAAAUUCUUCACUGAACAGAUCACGUACGAGGAUCAAUAA
This is a messenger RNA of Zingiber officinale, 801 nucleotides long. RefSeq lists its product as uncharacterized. Gene Ontology annotation, cellular component: membrane. Lineage: Eukaryota; Viridiplantae; Streptophyta; Magnoliopsida; Zingiberales; Zingiberaceae. The transcript has 2 exons. The record is from RefSeq and is a predicted model, not a curated record. The coding region runs from base 1 to 801 and encodes 266 amino acids.